AGCUAAUCGCUAGUAAAGUUUACUUGCUCGAGUUGGUUCGUGCGGCUUGGUUGAAAUUAUGUUGAACCUUUGUAUCCUAGCCUACAUUUUAAAAAUUAAUUUGGUUCAACUGAAUAGCUGAUCAAGUACACAUAUAGUUGACCCAUCUUAUGUUGCAGUUUUUCUCCAGACAUCAGCUGUUCUAUGGUUCUAAGUACCUACACGUAUAGCGAACAUACGAGUACGAACAGCACUAAAAAAUUUCACAACCGAAUUUCGUAAUGAACGAAUACACGUGUUCGUAGCGGAAGGCACUAAAAUGGAACAAGUUCCCAAACAAGCAGUCAGAAGACAAUUAAUAACGUUAAUUCCAGUAAAUAUGAACGCAUUGAUGAUGGGAUGUGCCAUAGGCUGGCUUCCAACCGCUAUAUAUUUCCUAAGCGGCGGCGAAGAAGAGCCAGUCGAAUGCUCGGAAUGUAAUUUGAUCGCAUCAUUUAGCCAGCUUGGAAAACUUGUAUUCGCAAUCCCUGGAGGAAUGAUCGUAGAUAAAUAUGGCAGGAAGAAGGUCACCAUCGGUGUCGCGCUCUUGAAUUUUUUUUCUUGGAUGGGAAUAUCGUUAUGGGCAAUGCCAGCUGUAAACUACGUUGGACAAUUCACUCUGGGACUGAGUCAAGCACUCACGCAAGAAGGCUGCCUAAUCAUCAUAGGCGAAACAGCAUCACCUAUCAUUCGUGGCCAGCUCAGCACCUUAUACCUUUUCUUUCUAGCACUAGGGGCCCUAUUACCACCCAUCUUCGGCGUAAUUUUCUCCUCAUACAACAUCAUCAACUGGACUGUAACUUUUUUCUCUUUCAUCGCCCUCCUUUCAAUGGCCAUCGCAUCAGAAACACCCAGUUUCCUGAUCAGCGAAUCGAAAUUAACCCAGGCGAGGAAACAUCUAUCAGAUCUCAGACAAGGAUGCUCCGAGGACGAAACAAAUUCAGAAUUUGAAAGCUUGAGAAAAUACAUCGAAGACGAGAAAGCUCGCCAAAAUCAAUUAGACUGGUGGAAAUUUCUUAAACUGAAAAGUACCUGGCAACCGUUACUAAUAUGCAUUUUGAUUAAGUUCUUUACAGCUGGUACAGGAAGAAAUUUACUCACCACCUACGUCACCACCAUAUACUCAUCGAAUGAUUUUAUAUCGAAAAAAUACUACCCUUUAAUCAUGCAAAUUAUCAUACUCCUCAUCAAUAUAAUCACCAAUUUUUACGUUGAAAAAUUCUCUCGCCGGACCUUGUUCCUAUUUGGAGCCAUUUCUAUAACCAUAUCGAACACAUUUUCCGCCAUAAUGAGUUACUUUUACAUCAAAAGCAACGAUAGCAUUUAUAAUUGGUUAUUCCUGAUGGGAAAUGUUCUAUAUUUGCUUUUUUUCAAUGGUACCGUGCAGCCGAGUAAUAGUAUAAUCCGGACCGAGCUUUUCCCUCAAGCUGUCAAAGGAUUCGGAGGAUCACUCAGUAUCAUAAGCCAGGCAAUUUCCACCAUAAUUUCGUACCAAAUAUACCUAACUAUCGACAAGUAUUUAGAGCUUUAUUACUUAUACAUUGUACUGGCGGCACAUUCGAUCAUGUUGUACAUAAUUGUGUAUAUUUUCCUGCCUGAGAGUCGUGGAUCAAGUCUAGUGGACAUACAAUCGAAAUUUCAAAAGGAUUCAAUACCGUAUGAUACGAUGACUUCGGACAGAAGUAAAUCUCAAUGUGAUAAGAACAAGAUGGGCAGUCUAGCAAUCAACUCCGUUUAGCAACAUCAAUCAAUCAUGGUGAUCAGAGACGUAGCAUCCCUUUUAUUUUGGUAAAAAAAAAUGAAGGAUGAGGCCCAAGAGAAGACGACGGAGCUCAGUGAGGUGAAAUUCUCAACCAAGAGAUAGACAUACUCUAAUGAUAUGAUGAAUAUAUAAUACCACUGUCAAAGAAAUUAACAGUCCAGAGAAUAUGCGAGCUCAGUGCAGAGUGGUACAGUUCGAUAAAUGAUAAUGCAGCCUCUUCAACUAAAAGCAAAGUUGAAAUACAAGAAAGUGAGUACCUAUAAAACAUACCUCCAUUUUUUCAAAAUGUCGAAAAAGAAACAGUAGAAGUUGAAAUAGCUACAGUAGUAUGUACUGAUUUUUAUGAAUUUCAAAUUGAAUCAGGUGAAAUUCCGAAAAAAUUGUUCUAAAUAUAGGUAACGAAAAAAUUAUCGAUUAAUGGUAAUUAAUUCAAAAUAAAUACUUCCUGCACAAUUUUAUCACCCCCCCUACUAAGCAAUUUACGUUACUUUUAUAAUUUUAAUUUUUUUCAAUUUUUCAAAUGAAAUUUGAGGUAAAAAUAAAUUAAUUA
This is a messenger RNA of Planococcus citri (citrus mealybug), 2330 nucleotides long. RefSeq lists its product as uncharacterized. Gene Ontology annotation, cellular component: membrane. The transcript has 4 exons. The record is from RefSeq and is a predicted model, not a curated record. Gene Ontology annotation, molecular function: transmembrane transporter activity. The coding region runs from base 299 to 1756 and encodes 485 amino acids. Lineage: Eukaryota; Metazoa; Arthropoda; Insecta; Hemiptera; Pseudococcidae. Gene Ontology annotation, biological process: transmembrane transport.